GCUCUUUGAAGAGCUCUGUCUUCAGGAGUUUAUUAAAGAUAGUGAGAGAUUCUCCUGAUCUGGUAGUGGAAGGUAGUUUGUUCCACCAUUGGGGAACUCUGUAUGAGAACAGUCUGGAUUGCUUUGUGUGAGUGUUUGUUUGGUAAAGCGAGGCGACGUUCAUUGGAGGAGCGCAGCGGCCGGGAGGUAGCGUAAGCCUUCAGGAGUGAGUGCAGGUAGGAAGGAGCUGUUCUGUAUCACCUUGUAGGCGAUUGUAAGAGCUUUGAAUUUGAUGCGAGCAGCAACCGGUAGCCAGUGGAGCUCAAUGAGCAGCGGGGUGACAUGUGCCCGUUUUGGCUGGUUGAAGACCAGACGUGCUGCUGCAUUCUGAUAUAUCAUAUAUAUCACUGGGGAACAUAAAUAGGCCUAAAUGAUUUGUUUACGCUAUAAAUAGAAACUGCGGAUAAUUGUGUCACAUGACUUCAGUCUAGAUAUUAUUAUAAUAGUGCUGUAUUGUCCUGCUUGUAGUUUUCGGCUCAUGCUGAUCCGGUUCUGCUGUAUUUAAAUUCUGUUUUAUUUAUUUACAGUUUUUUACAACAGAGCAGAUUUACAGCGAUACGGAUCCAAGUGUCUCAUGAGUAACAACACAGUUAUUACUCAGUCAGAGAAGCCCCUCCCCCUCGGCUCGACCCGCUCAGUACAAACAAUAACAGAACAGAGAGAUAGUGAGGAGCUAUAGCUAAUGUAGGUGGGAAGGUAGAGUAGUGAGUGUGAGUAAGUGAGUGUGAGUAAGUAGGGAGUGAGUGUGAGUAAGUGAGUAGUGAGUGUGAGUAAGUAGGGAGUGAGUGUGAGUAAGUGAGGAGUGAGUGUGAGUAAGUAGGGAGUGAGUGUGAGUAAGUAAUGAGUAAGUGAGUAGUGAGUGUGAGUAAGUAGGGAGUGAGUGUGAGUAAGUAAGUAGUGAGUGUGAGUAAGUGAGGAGUGAGUGUGAGUAAGUAGGGAGUGAGUGUGAGUAAGUAAGGAGUGAGUGUGAGUAAGUAGGGAGUGAGUGUGAGUAAGUAAGUAGUGAGUGUGAGUAAGUGAGUAGUGAGUAAGUGAGUAGUGAGUGUGAGUAAGUAGGGAGUGAGUGUGAGUAAGUAAGGAGUGAGUGUGAGUAAGUGAGUAGUGAGUGUGAGUAAGUAAGGAGUGAGUGUGAGUAAGUAAGGAGUAAGUGUGAGUUAGUGAGGAGUAAGUGUGAGUAAGUGAGUAGUGAGUGUGAGUAAGUGAUUGUACCAAAACAUGCAAAAGAGAUAGAAAACAGAGGAAGGAAAGAAAAGGGGAUUAGAAUGGCUGUGGGUCAAGCCGGACUCUGGAGCACUGGAAUCAUAAAUGCACACCUUCAUGCAGUUGUAGAGGUUCCUAAUGUUCCUCCUGUGAUACUCCAUCCCAUAAUAACUCCAAAUCACACAGUUUCUGCAGAUUGUGCUUUAUUGUCCUGAUUGAAUAGAAAGCGGAGUGUUUAGAUAAAAUGUAUAAAUCACAUUUUUCAGAGCUGUAAUUUCUCUCUUUCUCUCUCUGCAGAAGCGAGUGGCGGAGUGUGUAAAGCUGAGAGGAGUGAGUUAGAGAGGGAAGAGUGAGCGGAGGAGUGAGAGAGAGAGGGAAGAGUGAGCAGAGGAGUGAAAGAGAGAAGAACGAGAGAAGAGUGAGAGAAGAGAAAGAAACACUGCUGGAACUGGAAGGACUAUCGAAUCAGAACCAUGGGGAGGAAAAAAAUUCAGAUUGCUCGAAUUAUGGACGAACGCAACAGACAGGUUACGUUCACAAAGAGGAAGUUUGGGCUGAUGAAGAAAGCAUACGAGCUGAGUGUUCUUUGUGAUUGUGAGAUCGCCCUCAUCAUCUUCAACAGCACCAACAAGCUGUUCCAGUACGCCAGCACCGACAUGGACAAAGUUCUGCUGAAAUACACCGAGUACAACGAGCCCCACGAGAGCCGGACCAACUCCGACAUUGUAGAGACGCUGAGGAAGAAGGGUCUGAAUGGAUGCGACAGUCCUGAUAUCGAUGGCGAUGAUUCGGGUCACAGUCCAGAGUCCGAAGACAAAUACCGUAAAAUUAAUGAAGAUAUUGAUCUGAUGAUCAGCCGGCAGAGACUGUGUCAGACGAUCCCGCCCUCCAGUUACGACAUGUCCCUCCCCCUGCCGGUCACCAACCCCACCGGCCUGAUCUACGGCCACCCGCCACCCAACCUGCUGCCACUCGCCCCUCCGACCCCCCACCGACCCCCCAGUGCCGGCAACACAGGUACUGCCACUAACACAGGUACUGACUCUAAUACAGGUACUGAUUCUAACACAGGUACUGACUCUAACACAGGUACUGCCACUAACACAGGUGGGCUGAUGGGUCCGGACCUGUCCGGCAGUCUGGGCGGAGUCGCCGGAAACGGGUACGGGAGCCUCCGUAACUCCCCUGGUCUGCUGGUUUCUCCAGGGGGAAUCAGCAAGAGCCUGCAGGCCAAGUCCCCGCCCCCCAUAUCCAGUAUGAAUAUGAGUAACCGCAAACCAGACCUCCGCGUUCUGAUUCCCACCGGAUCCAAAAACAACAUGCCUUCUAACCAGAGAAUUAACAACUCCCAGUCUGCCCAGUCUCUAACCACUCCAGUAGUGUCUGUGGCCACGCCUACUCUACCUGGGCAAGGUAUGGGAGGAUACCCAUCAGCCAUUUCUGCUUCGUAUGGUACAGAAUAUUCUCUGAGUGGGGGGGAUCUGACCUCGCUGUCGGGUUUUAACGGCGCCGCCUCGCUUCACCUGGGCUCCAUGACGGGGUGGCAGCAGCAGCACCUGCAGAACAUGCAGCACCCGGCACUCGGGCACCUGGGGAACUGUUCCAGCUCUCAGUUGUGCGCGAGCUCCAGCCUCUCACUGCCCGCCGGCCAGAGUCUGAACAUCAAGUCCGAGCCGGUGUCUCCUCCCCGAGACCGGACCGGGACCGGAGGCUACGGCCAGCAGACCAACCCCCCUCCCCCGCAGCAGCAGCCUUCCCUGGCGGCCCAGCAGCCCCUGCUGCGGCAGGACUCGGGCCGGUCCCCCGUCGACAGUCUGAGCAGCUGCGGAAGUUCUUACGACGGAAGCGACCGCGACGAUCACCGCGCCGACUUCCACUCUCCGCUCGGACUGCUGCGCGCGCCGUCGCACGAGGAGCGCGAGAGCCCGUCUGUCAAACGCGUGCGACUGACGGAGGGCUGGGCCUCGUGAUCGCGCACUGCUGCCUUCAACCACCGGCUACACUCUCAAAAAACGAGAACACGGAGCAGUUCUGCAGAACCGUAAAGAACCCUGCGGGUUCCCUAAAGAUCUGUUCUAGAGUUUUACCUCAUAAUAAAAUAAACAGCCGCUUUUAUAGAACCUAAUUAGAGACUAUCACUAACUCAUCCUGUACACGGCAAUAAUCACCUCUAGAUUAUUAGCUUAGUUUAGCUUAGCUACCAAAAUACCAAAUUAGUGCCCAUUCUAUCAGUAUAACAUUUAUCCAUCUUAACUUCAAGUUUUCAGUUGCAGUUUUUAAUCCCCAGUCUUCACCAUUGAUUAUUGGCAAAGUAAUUGGACAGCUACAGGAGCACAAUAAAAAAACAUUGUUGAAACGAGGAAAACAGCGAUAUUCUGUUUAUUAGGAAAAUAUUUAAAUAAUCACUCAAAACUGUAUCUUUAGAGAACCAGACAGGUGGUUCUGUGGCUCUGAUUAACUCUGUGUCUGUGGAAGUGUGGUGGUGGUGCCACCCCUCAGGGAGGGCUUUUCUAUAUUUUUAGUAUUAUUUUCUCCUUAUUUGAGUGUGAGUGCUGCAUUAAGUAUUAUGUGAUUUAUGAGAAGCAGGAAGGCAUUUGAAGUGGGGCGGGGCGGGUGGGCAGGGUUUGGGGGAGACUCUGAGGGGCGGGGCAUGCGUUGCUUGUGCCGUGUGUGGGGAAUUAUUAUAAGUAUAUAUAUAUUUAUAUAUAAAUAUACACACACAGUGUGUACACCUGUGUGUUUAUGUAAGUAUGUAAUGAGCAUACAGGAAUGAAGAGGUGAAUAAUCCAAACCUGAGUAAUAAAAAUCCAUCCCAGAAUUUCGAGCUUUACUCUCCGGACUGGAUUACCUCUAGAACUCUUCUGGUACUCCUGUUUAAUAAAAACUACUUUUAGUUCAGUUUAUCAAUAUAUAAAUAUACAUAAUUAAUGUAUUAAUGCACGCAGGGCUGAGACCGGGCCCGGCAACCCGCAGAACAGCGCUCUCUAAUGGCCAGAAUAUCUUAUUACAGGUUCCGUUGUGUUGCAGGUUCAACCUAUUUAUGUAAAUAGUGGGCCGAGGGUCUGAGGUAAAUAACUUGCCAGGAUUUGCAGAAUUAUUUACAUCACAGACAGACAGACAGACCAGAUGAAUUAAAUACAUAUUCAGGACCUCACUCUACUUUGGGUUUUUAGUAAUAUUUUAAAAAGAUUGCUUAUUAUAUUAAACUAUUGUAAAUGUUGUUGAUAUUUUGAUCAAAGGGCCGCAAUAAGAUCUGAGCUACUCUGAGAUACUCUGAGUUAUGUACUGCCUCUCCCCGGUGGAAAAGAUGUACAAUACAUUUUACUUAUAUUUUCAUAAAAAUGCAGAGCAUUUGUUGCGACCUGUUGAACGCUGUUGAUUCGAAUUGUAAUGUUACGCUUUACUGAUGUUGAACAAAGAGGUAAAGCAACAUUAGCUCCCAUAAUAAAGCCAUAUAAACCUUUUA
Molecule: messenger RNA, 4705 nt
Organism: Astyanax mexicanus (Mexican tetra)
Lineage: Eukaryota; Metazoa; Chordata; Actinopteri; Characiformes; Acestrorhamphidae
Gene: mef2ca
Product: myocyte enhancer factor 2ca
Exons: 17
Coding region: 1713-3209 (498 amino acids)
Biological process (GO): positive regulation of transcription by RNA polymerase II
Molecular function (GO): protein dimerization activity; DNA-binding transcription factor activity, RNA polymerase II-specific; RNA polymerase II cis-regulatory region sequence-specific DNA binding
Source: RefSeq, a predicted model, not a curated record